Molecule: messenger RNA, 501 nt
Organism: Cryphonectria parasitica EP155
Lineage: Eukaryota; Fungi; Ascomycota; Sordariomycetes; Diaporthales; Cryphonectriaceae
Exons: 5
Coding region: 1-501 (166 amino acids)
Source: RefSeq, a predicted model, not a curated record
AUGAACACGCCGCAACCGCUACUGAUUUUCAGCGCUCAUCAACCAGGGAUCUCUGUUUCACACCCAGCUGAAGAGCACUCUCAUGUUUGGGGGGGCGGGAGGGCACAACAACAACGGACGAAGGACGGAUACGGAACGUUAAGUCCUAGCCGUCAUGUUAGUGUUGGUGGUGGGCCUGCCACGCUUGCCUCUACCACUCAGCAACAACAACAACAACAACAACAACAACAACAACAACAACAACAACAACAAAAGCAAGUAAUGAUGCAUCAUGCGUUGUGCGCGUCAAAGCUAGCUGUGCUGGAUCCUGCCCACCCUGAGUCCUUCCUUCCUUCCAUCCAGGUGGUCUACGUCUCCUUCGACCCGGAGUAUCCCACGUGGAAAGAGCAAUCCCGAAUCUUGCUAUCUGGCGGCUUACUACCACCACUGCGGGUACACGCGCACACACUUACGCGCAACACCCCUCAUUGUCUCUCGCUCUCGGCGCAGAGAAACGGUUAG